Messenger RNA from Tympanuchus pallidicinctus (lesser prairie-chicken), 2700 nucleotides. It is a transcript of the gene FKBP10, whose product is annotated as FKBP prolyl isomerase 10. The record is from RefSeq and is a predicted model, not a curated record. The transcript is spliced from 10 exons. Gene Ontology annotation, molecular function: calcium ion binding; peptidyl-prolyl cis-trans isomerase activity. Lineage: Eukaryota; Metazoa; Chordata; Aves; Galliformes; Phasianidae. Bases 93 to 1787 code for a protein of 564 amino acids.
GGGGGGCCGGGCCCGUUCCACGUGUACAGAAGCGCGGCGGGGCCGGGCCGGGGGGGCUCAGCUCCCGCCUCCCCCCACCGCCGCUCCGAGCCAUGGCUGCGGGCAGCGCCGCGCUCCUGCUGAGCCUCCUGGGGGCACUGGGGCUGAGCGACCCCGGCCCGCUGGAGGACGUGGUGAUAGAGCGCUACUACAUCCCCAAAGUCUGCCUGCGGGAGGCCCAGAUGGGGGACUUCAUCCGCUACCACUACAAUGGGACCUUUAAAGAUGGCAAAAAGUUUGACUCCAGCUAUGAUCGAGGGGCCACAGUGGCCGGCGUGGUGGGCGUGGGGCGGCUGAUCACCGGCAUGGACCGCGGGCUGCAGGGCAUGUGCGUCAACGAGCGGCGGCACCUCAUUGUGCCACCACACCUGGGCUAUGGCAGCAUCGGCGUGGCGGGGCUGAUCCCCCCUGACGCCACGUUGUACUUUGACGUGGUGAUGCUGGACAUCUGGAACAAGGAUGACAAACUGCAGAUCACCACCCUGGCCAAACCUGAGCGCUGCAACCGCACGGUGGAGAACUCAGACUUUGUGCGGUAUCACUACAACGGCACUCUGCUGGAUGGAACCCCCUUCGACUCCAGCUACAGCAAAGACAGCACCUACGAUACGUAUGUGGGCACUGGCUGGCUGAUCAAGGGCAUGGACCAGGGCCUGCUGGGCAUGUGCGCCGGGGAGAAGAGGAGCAUCAUCAUCCCACCAUUCCUGGCCUAUGGGGAGAAGGGCUACGGGACCGUGAUCCCACCACAGGCCUCGCUGGUGUUCAGCGUGCUGCUGGUGGACUUCCACAACCCCAAGGACGGCGUCUCCCUGGAGCACCUGGAGGUGCCGGCGUCCUGCAGGCGCAGGGCUGUGACCGGAGACUUCGUGCGCUACCACUACAAUGGCACGCUGAUGGACGGGACGCUGUUUGACUCCAGCUACUCCCGCAACCAAACCUACAACACCUACAUUGGGAAGGGCUACAUCAUCCCUGGCAUGGACCAGGGCCUGCAGGGCGUCUGCAUCGGCGAGCGCAGGCGGGUGGUGGUCCCCCCACACCUGGCCUAUGGCGAGAACGGAGUGGGGAACAAAAUUCCCGGCUCCGCUGUGCUCAUCUUUGAUGUCCACAUCAUCGACUUCCACAACCCGGCCGACCCGGUGGAGAUUGAGGCCGUGCACCGACCCGAGGGCUGCAACGUCACCGCCCGCGACAGGGACUUCAUCCGCUACCACUACAACUGCUCCCUGCUGGACGGCACGCGGCUCUUCUCCUCCCACGACUAUGAGAAGCCCCAGGAGGUGACCCUGGGGGCCAACAAGGUGAUUGAGGGUCUCAACAGCGGCCUCCUGGGCAUGUGUGUGGGGGAGAGGCGGGUGCUCAUCGUCCCCCCACACCUGGGUCACGGCGAGAACGGAGCCCGGGGAGUGCCUGGCAGCGCAGUGCUCCGCUUCGAGGUGGAGCUGAUCUCCCUGGAGGAGGGGGUUCCCGAAGGAUACCUCUUCAUUUGGCACGGGGACCCUCCUGAGAACCUCUUUGAGCAGAUGGACCUCAACAAGGAUGGGCAGAUCCCCGCUGAGGAGUUCUCCACCUUCAUCAAGACCCAGGUGGCGGAGGGGAAGGGACGCCUCAUGCCCGGCUCCGACCCCGAGAAAGUCAUCGCCGACAUGUUUGGGAACCAGGACCGCAACCAGGACGGGCGCAUCACGGCCGAGGAGCUGAAGCUGAAGUCGGAUGAGGACCGAGAGAAGGUCCACGAGGAGCUGUGAGACGCAGCACCGCCGUGCCCACGCCUGGCGCUGCCCCUCGCCGGACCGGGAGCCGUUUUCUGAUGAUUUUUUCCCCCCUUUUAUUUAACUGCGGUUUUUUUCUGUCGUUCCUCACGGGCGCAGCUCCGCAGUCCGCAGUCAAUGCGCUCAGGCAGGAAGGUGGGAAGCGGCUCCGGGUGCCCGCAGUGGGUCGGGUCGGCGCAUUCCCCCCCCCCCCCCUCCGUACUGCACCCAUCGAUCCCAGCAAACCAGCAGGGCCCGCUCCCCCCCCCCCCCCCCAGGGUCCUCCCUGCCCUCCCACCUCUCCGUGUGCCGAGCUCAGCCCCGAGCCCAACCCCGACAUCUCUGCUCCUUCGUCCUCAGCCAACGACUGCACGGCCUGCCGGGCCCCACGCAGGGACAGGGGAGCUCCCCGCUCCUCCUUUGCAGUAUUACUGUAGUUUAGGGAUUUUUUGUUCAUCGUGGGUUAGUUUUAAACACGCGCAUGUAAAGUUCUUUAAAGGAGAAACGGAGCGGCCAUCCCUGCUGCUGCCUGCUGCAGUUCCCAGGAGCAGAGGUUGGAGGCGGCUCAGAGCCCCUCGGCUGCUGCAGAGCUGCACGGCUGGGACCAGAGCUGGCGCCGGGAGCGGCAGGCCGACCCUCCUCAUCCUCCUCACAGCAACGGCUGCUGGGAGGUGCCAGAAAUCAGCCCUGGUUGGUUCCGAUGCCAAAAUGCAAGCCAUUAACUCGGUGCUCUCAGGUUUGUGCCCAGCACAUCCCCUCCACCUUCCCAGCAGCUCUGGAAGCUUUCGCACAGUGUGACCUCGCAAAGAGAAAAAAUGCAGGAGCAGAACUGUGCAAAGGGCCAGAGCAAGACCCUCAAACAACGACUUCUAAGUGGCACCAAAUAAACAAUUUCAAGUGGUUUCCAAGA